CCACGCUGCACCACCCACGACCAUCCACAACACACGCGACACACCAACAACAACACCACCACAGCAAACAACGAGUUGUGAUCCUCAUCAUGGGGAACUGGUUCUCCAGUGCUGUGUCAGCUGUGCUUCCAGCCAACGUCCGGGAUGCCCUGUUGCAAGAUCAGCAGCAUCGCCACGACGAUGAUAUCGACAGCGGAGAGCCUGCCAUGAAGCGCGCCAAGGUGGCACGGACUACCGAUGAUGACGAUGACACCAUGGCCGUAUCUACCGACUUCUGGCCGGCAGCCAACGCACCCUACGUGCAGCUGAAGCCACUGACAGAUGAAGACGUGUUCAUCACGGAGUUUAUCAGCACCCACAAGGGCUUCAGCGGCGUCAUCAAGCAGCGCUACUCCGACUUCCACGUGACGGAGGUGAUGCCCAACGGCGAGCUAGCACAGCUGACGACGACGGUGCCGCCAGAGGGCGAGCUGCCGACAAACCGCGGGAAACUGAGCUUCAACAAGGACGCCAUCGACAAGCUGGAGGGUCUUCUCACGUUGGAGGAGGUGGAGGCGCUGGUGCAGAUGUGCUACCACCCGCGCAAGGAGCGGGUGAUCGUCUCCUGCAGCGAUGACCGUGACGAGCGCACACGGCUGCACACCCUCAUCAAGGAGGUGUUCCCGCACCUCUACUCCCGCACGCUCACCCCGGAUAUGGACGACCCGCUCAUGCCGGCAGCCGUGGCCGAGGCAACGGCCGACACGGCGUCAAAGGGCAACAGCGCCGCCACCGCCACCGCCACCACCACCACCAGCAGCAGCAGCAGUGCUGGCGGGGAUGAGGCACGCGGGUAUCGACUUGAGGUGACACGUGAGGGCAGCAGCGUGUCCAAGGAGCGUGUUGCACCCGGGUUUCGACAUGGUGGGCGGCGCGACGAUGACCGCCACUCGCAGGGCCAGUACUGCCACUUUACGCUGUGCAAGGAGAACAUGGACACCAACGCGUGCGUGCGCCUCAUUUCUCGCAAGCUGCGCUGCAAACCGAAGGAGCUCAGCUACGCGGGCACAAAGGACAAGCGCGCCAUCACCACCCAGCGCAUGUGCAUUCGUCGUGUGCGCGCUCCGCGGCUCGCCUGUCUCAACCGUUGUCUCCGAGGCAUGACGCUUGGGGACUUCAAGUACGAGAACGCGUAUCUGCGACUGGGCGACCACCAGGGAAACCGCUUUGAGAUUGUCCUCCGAAACUGCACCGGCACAGACGAGCAGAUCACACAGGCGCUGACGUCGCUCGGCACGAACGGGUUCAUCAACUACUUUGGCAUGCAGCGGUUCGGGGUGUGCGCGGUGCCAACACACGCCGUCGGCCUUGCCAUGCUCAAGCGAAACUUCAAGCAGGCCAUCCACCUCCUCCUCCCGCCGAACGCGCGUCUGCACGACGGGUCUGACCGCGCGUGCGAGCACUAUCACCGCACCGGUGACGCCCACCGCGCCCUCGUCAUGAUGCCGAGGAAGUGCGAUGUUGAGCGCACCAUCCUGCAGACCCUCGAGAAGCAGCCAAACGGGUUUGCGACUGCGCUGCAAACGCUGCCACGACUGCACCGCACGCUGUACAUGCACGCGUACCAGAGCAUGGUGUGGAACCGCGUUGUGUCGCUGCGCCUCCGCACAUUCGGCCGCAAAGUCCUCGUGGGCGACCUCGUCUACAACAAGGACGUGAAGUUCAACAUCCGCGCAGCCGACCAGCGCAAGAAGCAUGCCGUGACGGUGACGGCGGAGACGCUGCACAAGUACACGAUCCACGAUGUGCUCAUGCCCAUCCCGGGCCAGGACGUGCCAUAUCCCAACAACGAAGUUCGGGACAUGUACGCGUCUGUUCUGGCGGAGGACGGGCUUGACAUUGACAACCUGCCGCACUACAUCCUGGAGUGUGUGCUGAAUGGGGACUUGCGUUACAUGAUCACGCUGCCAGGCAACGUCACAUGGCGGACGAUGCGUUACGAUGACGUGACGGUGCCGCUGCUGCAGUCGCCCAUCGACCGCUUGCAGGCUGCUGCUGAGGGCAAGACGCUGCCUGACCCGAAUGUGCCCACAGGACAGUACCGUGCGCUGAUUCUCGGCUUCACACUCGACGUGUCCUGCUACGCAACCAUGGCCAUUCGCGAGGUCCUCAAGACACCGACAGACAAGGCAUUCCAGAGCGCUCUCAACGCGUACAGCAACAAGGGCGGGCAGGGCAAUGGCGCCAAACGCAACCACCGCACCAACAACAACAACAACGCUCGGAGCACGCGCUAGCUCGUGUGUGUGUGUGUGUGUGUGUGUGUGUGUGUGUGUGUUUGCCGCUCGCUUGCUGUUUUGUGUUUGUGUCUUUGUGUAUGUUGUGCUUGACGCGUGUGUUUUGGAACAUUGUUGUGCUUUAUGCUUGAUAAGUUGGACCAUCCAUUAGAACAACAACACGAA
Salpingoeca rosetta is the source of this 2441-nucleotide messenger RNA. RefSeq lists its product as uncharacterized. The transcript has 15 exons. Gene Ontology annotation, cellular component: nucleus. The coding region runs from base 90 to 2276 and encodes 728 amino acids. Gene Ontology annotation, biological process: pseudouridine synthesis. NCBI's taxonomy places the organism in Eukaryota, Choanoflagellata, Craspedida, Salpingoecidae. Gene Ontology annotation, molecular function: RNA binding; pseudouridine synthase activity. The record is from RefSeq and is a predicted model, not a curated record.